This is a messenger RNA of Zingiber officinale, 3213 nucleotides long. RefSeq names its product BEL1-like homeodomain protein 7. Bases 889 to 2874 code for a protein of 661 amino acids. Gene Ontology annotation, molecular function: RNA polymerase II cis-regulatory region sequence-specific DNA binding; DNA-binding transcription factor activity, RNA polymerase II-specific. Gene Ontology annotation, biological process: regulation of transcription by RNA polymerase II. The record is from RefSeq and is a predicted model, not a curated record. NCBI's taxonomy places the organism in Eukaryota, Viridiplantae, Streptophyta, Magnoliopsida, Zingiberales, Zingiberaceae. The transcript is spliced from 6 exons.
GUGGGGAGAAAGUAGCACAAGAUUGUAAGAAAUGGCGUUAAUGCUGUCAUUAUUCUUAAUCAGGCAGUGGCACACCAUCUACUGCACGGGAUAGUGGUAAAGUAGCUUCAGGAUUUGUGUGGUUUGGGCUGUGAGAUGUCAGCAUCGUCCCCCAUGCUUAGAAAUGAAUGAAAGAGAGAGGUUAGGAUUAAGAUCAGAGAGAGAUGGAAAAUUGAUGCUUGAGAGUUUUAAAGAGCAGGUUUUAGGUCUACCAACUGGUGGUUAGGAGAUAGAACACCUUAACAAUCCACAGCACCAACUCCUAAGAAGCAAUAGCAAGGAACCUCCUCGGCUGCUCUGAAACUUGCAGAUAAAGAGAUAAGAGCACGGUAGGAAGAGGAAUAGAGCGAAAGGUUUGUCAUUUACCAUCGGGCUGAGGGAGAGAGAAGUAUACUCACGUGCAAUAUAGAAUUUUUAGGCAUGCUUAUGAUAUUGUGAGGAGAGAGAGAGAGAGAGCGAGAAGAAAAAACAAAACAAAAAAAAAAGAAAGAAAGGGAUUUGAAGACUUGGGGAUUUUAAUAUUGGCAAUUGGGGAUGCUGAUGAGGGUGGGCGGAGUGUAUUAGAGAGGUAUAAUAUUUGUUUGUAAAGGGAGGGCAGGGACGGGGGAGCUUUGUGUCCUUCGGAUUGAGGUCUUGGGAUCGGUUUGUCUCCGGAUUGGGAGGAUCAUUCUCUGCCGACGGCUGUGAAUUUGUGCUUUCCACGAGGCGCGCGGACCGCAGCAGCAACCGCCGGCCAUCCCCUAUUUCUUUUCCCCUCAUGCCAUGCCCUCUUCUCAGGUUCUAAUGGAGUUUUUGGAGCCAUGGAGGUUUGAUUGUGGGCUUUGGCUUUUAUAGCCAAGGGAAGAAGACAUGCCUACUUUCUAUUCAUUAUCUGAUGAUCAGAGUGGAGCUGCUUCAAAUCAUAUCCCCAACGUACCAGGGAAUGCUCCAUAUUCUGAAUCAUUGGUUCCUGGCACCAUGACAUAUCUUACCUUCUCACAUUCCUCAUUUACAGAUGCAUUAGCUGGCAAUACUCAAACCCAACAGAGCCAUCAUGAGCUUCCUGUUGCCACUACCAUCUUUUCACAAGGAUUUAGUGGGGCAAAUACUGAUAUUCUCACCUCUCGUCUUGGCAACCAUACUUAUAAUACUUGGAAGGAUGGGAGAAAUGAGAUGUUAUUUAUGCAGACAGUUGAUGGCUCUAUAAAUGGCUCAGAUGAUCUACUUAAUGCUGAGGAUCCUCAGAUGCGUAUGCGGACACAGUUGGGCAUCCUACACGGGCAGAGCUUGUCUUUGCAACAGUCAAAUGUAGCAUUGGUGCAAAAUCAGGGCUUAUCACUUAGCCUUAGCACACAAAUGCCAGUUCCUUCAAUUCAGUACCAGCUAGCUAGCUCGGAUCUCUCUCAUAUAGGUUCUAAUCAGUCAGCUUCUGGAAAUGUUACUUUAAGCCAGGAAACGUUUCAAAACAAACAUAUGCAUGGUAGUUCCUUGUCCUAUGAGCACCCAGUUCUUACAACAAUGAUCCCAAAUUCCAAAUAUCUCAAGGCAGCACAACAAUUACUUGAUGAAGUUGUUAAUGUUGAGAAGGCUUUAAAGAAAACAGACAAAAGCCAAGGUGGCCAUACUUCUAAUCCCACUGCAGCUAAGGAUGCUGGUGGGGGAUUGAAGACUGAAGGGAAGACAUCAAACUCUCAAGAAGCUGCCACUACUUCCUCUUGCGAGCUUUCACCUUCUGAAAAACAGGACCUUCAGAACAAGGUCACAAUGUUAUUAGGGAUGCUGGAUGAGGUUGACAGAAGAUAUAAACAAUAUUACCAUCAGAUGCAGAUAAUAGUGUCUUACUUUGACACUAUAGCUGGUUGUGGAGCUGCCAAGCCAUACACUUCACUUGCCCUUUUGACAAUUUCUCGUCGUUUUCGCUGCUUGAGAGAUGCCAUCAGUGGCCAAGUUCAACUUGUAAAGAAAAGCCUUGGAGAAGCAGAUAACUCAAGUGGUAUGAGUGGUGGGUUAUCUCGACUUCGCCACAUAGAUCAGCAGUUGAGGCAACAGAGAGCGAUGCAGCAAUUUGGCAUGAUGCAACCACAUGCCUGGAGACCACAAAGGGGUUUGCCUGAGUCGUCUGUCUCAAUUCUUCGUGCUUGGUUAUUUGAGCACUUCCUUCACCCUUACCCGAAGGAUUCUGAGAAGCUAAUGCUUGCAAGACAGACAGGCUUGUCAAGAAGUCAGGUUUCAAACUGGUUCAUCAAUGCACGAGUUCGCCUUUGGAAGCCCAUGAUUGAAGACAUGUACAAAGAAGAGUUUGGUGACAUCGAGAUUGACUCGAACUCUUCUUCUGAAAAUCCCACGAAACGAAAAGAAGAUGUUCAAUCCUCCGAGGACCAUGAGGAACUACAAAAUGCAGCUGCUUCAAGAUGCCAAACAAGCCAGAUAAGUGAACCUUGUAUUAUUCCAGCCAUUGAGAUGGCAGGGUCAGCUGCUGCUUUUCAAAAUGAAUCAACUAUCCAAGUCUCGAAUAUGAAUUUAAAGAUCAGCAAUCAAAGGCCAGUUGGAGAAGAUUCCAACUUUUUACAAGAUGCUCUUAACAGCGCAGACCGAAGUGAGAGGUUUUUCGCAUAUCAGAUGGCUGAGUUAAGUCAGUACGGAAACAGUGGGGUGUCUCUCACACUGGGUCUUCAGCAGUGUGAUUUAGGCCUUCCUAUGGCAGACAACCAUCAAACCUUUCUUGCAGUGACAGGAAACGAUGUAUAUGAUGCCACUCCAGCUGGACCAGAAACAGCUGACUAUGAAUAUGCAAAUGUAGGGGAUCGGCAGCAAAGAUUUGGAUCGACACAUUUGCUACAUGAUUUUGUCUCUUAGAUUCAUUUACAUAUGGUAUGACUCUAUUUGAAACUCUGAACCAGAAUAAUUUGUUCUAAGAUGCAAUUUUACAGGAGAAACUAAGUUGAUCAUAGUAUACAAUGUAACAUAAAGAAGUGGGGACUUGGUAAAAUUAUAGGGCAGUUUGUUGUAAAGAAAGAAGCAUAUUUUUAUGAGUCGAAGGGGAAAACAUGUAAAGAAUUACCAAUUGUGUUGUAUAAUACUUCUCGACUCAUGGAUGUCUGGGAGGGCUUGAAACUGUUCUCGUGUAUUGUAAAUGACAUUAUUUUUUUGCUGUAUAACUUUACACAAUUUAAUCAGUCCAAAUGUAUUUUGUAA